AUGGGUCAGAGUAACGGCAAGCCCGUGGUGUUCACCGACCAAGUGAACCUCAACCACUUCCGGCUGCUGCGCGUCGUCGGCAAAGGAGCCUUUGGCAAAGUGCGCAUCGUCGAGCGUAAGGACACCGGCCUCACAUUUGCGCUCAAGUACAUAAGAAAAGAUGAAGUCGUACGGUCAGAGAGCGUGCGAAAUAUCAUUCGAGAGCGGCGGAUGCUCGAGCAUCUCAACCAUCCUUUUCUCUGUAACCUGCGUUACAGCUUCCAGGACAUUGAGUAUCUAUACAUAGUAGUCGAUCUCAUGAACGGCGGCGACCUGCGAUUCCACAUUUCGAGAAAGACGUUCACCGAGGAGGCAGUGCGUUUCUGGAUGGCUGAGCUUGGAUGCGCCGUGCGCUACAUCCACCAGCAGGGCAUAGUGCACAGGGACAUCAAGCCUGAUAACGUGCUGCUGGACUCAGACGGGCACGUUCAUCUGGCAGAUUUUAACGUUGCUUCAGAUUUCACCCCUUACAAACCGCUCACCAGCAAGUCUGGAACACUCGCAUACCUCGCGCCUGAAGUAUAUGAGGGCAGGGGAUACUCGUGUGAGGUCGAUUGGUGGUCACUCGGUGUACUCUUUUACGAGUGCAUUUACAACAAGCGACCUUUCGAAGCCAGCAGCCAUGACUCUCUCGCCGCGAAGAUUUCCAAGGGCGAACCCACCUAUCCCGUGACCAGCCCUCCCGUAUCGAUGCCCUGUCUCCACGCCAUCAGCUCACUAUUGGAGAAAGACCGCAAGAGGAGAAUUGGUGCCAUCGGGUUCGAAUCGUUUAGCGAUAACCCAUUCUUCCGUCCCAUCGAUUUCAUUGCACUGGAGGCUAAGGAGAUCACUCCCGUUUUCAUCCCAUCGAGCGACAAGACGAAUUUCGACGCCACAUACGAUCUCGAGGAGUUGCUUUUGGAAGAAGCACCGCUCGAGGCACGUGCUCGCAGGCAGAAGCCCAGAGAAGCACUGAAGGAUGACGCAACAGAGGCUGAGAUACGGGCGGAGGAACUGCACAAGAUGAUCGAGACACUGUUUGAGCCUUUCAACUACACUGUGGUCGCAGAUCAGCGGCCUGUAGCUGUGGUGGUCGCAGAUCCUAAUGACUCUACAGGUGGAUCAAGGGCCAGCAAUCAGAGCAACAGCGAUCAUACACCGGUCCCAGUUGCCGUUCAACAAGAUCCGUGGGGCCGCCCAUUGGCCACGCAGCGAUCUCAAGAGGGCGAUCUCCACCCUACACGUUCAACAACAAUGACCAACCCACGAUCCACAACACACUCGCCGAACGGUAGCCCUCCACUAGCUACUGCCAACUUGAAUCGAGGCAACAAAUCGACGACAUGCUCGCAAGCGUCGCAGCGUGGAGAGCGUGCAGAUUACUUCCCCGCUGAGCCUACCGAGCCUACGCCACCGUCGUUCUCACGGCCCAUGAACAGUCGUCCGCGUGGAUCGCAGCGCAGCACAAGCAUGGGUGGAGGCGUACAGGUGGUUCUCGACGGUACUGGAUCAUGGUCCGAAAUGGCUAACCAGAGCUCUGCGCUUGUACAGAACACGCAGACCGAAAAACCAUCAGGCAUGCUGGGCUUCCUCAGUCGAAAGAAAGGCCGGGACAGGAGCCCGAAGGCGAAAGAGAGGGGCGUGCUCGGCAAAGAAGGUGCGCGAGUCAUCAUCAGUAACACCUGA
Messenger RNA from Didymella exigua CBS 183.55, 1704 nucleotides. Its product is annotated as kinase-like protein. The transcript has 6 exons. Gene Ontology annotation, biological process: peptidyl-serine phosphorylation; intracellular signal transduction. Gene Ontology annotation, molecular function: ATP binding; protein serine/threonine kinase activity. Lineage: Eukaryota; Fungi; Ascomycota; Dothideomycetes; Pleosporales; Didymellaceae. Bases 1 to 1704 code for a protein of 567 amino acids. The record is from RefSeq and is a predicted model, not a curated record.